AUGCGCACAACAUACAUCACCGCCACAAUUAUCGCCCUACUGCUUGCAGCCUGGCUCGCCAGUGGCGUUCUGGGUAGCAAAGACACACCCAAUCCGGCCUCGCUGGCAGAGCAGAAUCGCGAGCAGAGUCGUGUUGAAGAAGAAGCAGCGCCCACCAAGGUCAGAGUCUCUGUUCUGCAGGCGACACCCCAACAACGACUGAUAAAAGUUCGUGGCAAGACCGAAAACAAACGCACCGUUGAUGUAAAAGUUGAACUUGCGGGCACCAUUGUUACCCGCCCUGUAGAUCGGGGCAGCCUGGUCGCUAAAGGCGACCUCCUGUGCCAGCUGUCGGUGGAAGAUCGGCAGGCCUCUCUGUCUGAAGCCCAGGCGGCACUUGCCCAGGCACAAAUUGAAUACAGUGGCGCACUGAGCCUGAAGGAAAAAGGCUAUAACUCAGAUACAGCUAUCGCAGGCGCUAAAGCCCGCCUGGCCGCAGCUGAAGCCAACAUCAGCCGCCGCACCCUUGAUUUACAGAAGAUAGCCGUGCGUGCACCUUUCGGCGGCAUCGUUGAAGAUGUGCACCAGGAAAUUGGCGAUUACGUCAGCCCCGGCGCCAACUGCGCCACUGUUGUUGACAUGGAUCCGAUGUUACUGGUGGGCCGGGUAUCAGAACGGGACGUGAUAAACCUGAGUAUUGGCCAGUUGGCGACUGGCUAUUUACGCAACGGCGCCUCAGUCACCGGACCGGUUACAUUUAUCGGCCAGCUCACAGACCCAACAACCCGGACCUAUGCCGUUGAAAUCGAACUUGCCAACCCGGACCGGUCACUUCGCUCUGGAAUCACCACUGAAAUUCACAUCCCGGUGGAAACGGUUCUUGCACAGAAAAUCAGCCCGGCGCUGAUCAGCCUGGAUGACGCUGGCGAAAUCGGCAUUCGAACCGUUAACGAAAACAAUGUUGUUGAGUUCCACCAUAUUGACAUUCUGGCUGAUGCCAGCGAUGGCAUCUGGGUCCACGGCCUGCCUAACCGCGCCGGUGUUAUUACUGUCGGUCAGGAACUGGUCACUGCUGGUGAACGCGUUGACCCGGUAUUUCAAAACAAUGGCUCGCUCAAAGCAGAGACACUGCCCGAACCCGCAGAGGCCAAAUUAGUCUCGCCGCGCACCACACUGUCCUCUGCUAACGCCCAACCGAUUUAA
Messenger RNA from Symbiodinium necroappetens, 1182 nucleotides. NCBI's taxonomy places the organism in Eukaryota, Dinophyceae, Suessiales, Symbiodiniaceae. The record is from the annotation of a GenBank genome assembly.